AUGAGCUCCAGCCUUGUUAACUCUUUAGCCAAGGUUUAUGAUCCAAACCCUCUUCACGGGCAAAAGCCAGGUGGAAGGAAGCUUUCUCUAAAUGGAUCAGACAAGUCUCAGGCUGCUUCUUCCUCUUCUUCAUCAUCAUCCUCUUGCUCUCCUCAUGAUGUUGCCCUGCGAUCUGUGGAAAGUCGAAUGGACUUCCUGAGCUCUCAGAUGGAGCGUUUGCUCAACAUGCAACAGACUGUCUUGCUCAAGCUGGAUGGCCUGUCGCAGGAUGUCAGGGGUAUGGGUUUGGAUCUAGCUUCAAUACGUGAAGAAAGCCAUGGAAAAAGACGUGGGUCUGGGGUAGAAGCAGUAUGCAGGGAGCUGCAUGGGGCCGUGGAGAGGGCCAGCGAGCACAUGGAGAGUCAGGGACGCAGGUUGGAGGGGGUGGAGAAACUGGUGGAGGGCACCCAGCAGGUGAUAAGCUUCAUCGGUGAGGUGGUAAAGAGCUCCAGGUUGGUGGAGCUUCUGUUCAAACAGCCUGGACGGAAAGCCAACAGGAAGGCAAAGGAUGAUAAGGAAAAAGCCAAGCUGAGCCUGAAAGGUUUAAAGGCCCAGAAAAAGAGAAAACCGCAAGAAACGUCAGACACCUCCUCCCUGAAUGAGCCUGUGCUCCAGGAACAGGUGGAAAAGCUCAACAGGCAGAACACCGAGCAUUCGCACAUAAACAUAGAGGCUGAGGGAGAUGGAAGAAGUGGAAGACAGGAUCUGGAAAAGCUGAUCCUUGAAGAACCGCACACCUCUGUUGCCCAGUCAGACGAAAGGCAGGAGGAGGCUGAGGAAAGACAGGAUGAGGAAGGAGAGGGGGGUAUAUUUGAAGACUCUGAGCCAGAAGAACAAGAAGAAGAAGAAAAGCAAAACGGAGAAGAUGUUAGUCUUGAAAAUCGCGGAAAAGUGAAAGAUGAUGUGAAGACAACGCAUAGAGAAGAAUCAUCAAAAUCAGAAAAAGCCUGGAUCUGCAGGACCUCUGUGCUUCAGUAUGACAGCUCUGAGGAGGCUGGUGAUGUGGCCACUUGUAGCAAACGCCAUGUCCCAGAAGAAGACCUAGGAAAAGAUGACCUCAAAAAGAGCCGGGUGGAGGACGGUAAAGUGGAAAGGGCUGAUGGACAGGUCGUAGAGGGAGCCGGGUCACAGGUCUCCAUAUCUGACCAAGCGAAGACAGAAGAUGAAGGGGAGGCGGCGGAGGAAAUAAAGGAGUUUAUUAUUGACUCAAGUCCUCCGCCGCUUGCACCUUUUGACCACCGCAUCGUUACUCCCAAACCCCACCAGAUCGCCACCUAUUACACUAUCAACAGAGAGGAGGUCCUGGGAGGGGGACGUUUUGGACAAGUCCACAAGUGCGUAGAGAACUCGUCUGGUCUGACUCUGGCUGCCAAGAUCAUCAAAGCCAGGAGCCAGAAAGAGAAGGAGGUGGUGAGGAAUGAGAUCCAGGUGAUGAACCAGCUGAACCACGCCAACCUCAUUCAGCUAUACGCUGCAUUUGAGUCGCGUAACGACAUCAUCCUGGUCAUGGAAUAUGUGGAAGGAGGGGAGCUGUUUGACCGCAUCAUUGACGAGAACUACAACCUCACAGAGUUGGACACGGUGCUGUUUAUACGGCAAAUCAGUGAAGGGCUGCAGUACAUGCAUAAAAUGUACAUCUUACAUCUCGACCUCAAGCCUGAGAACAUUCUUUGUGUCAGCAGAGCUACUAACAAGAUUAAAAUUAUUGACUUUGGCCUUGCCAGGAGGUACAAGCCUAGGGAGAAGCUAAAGGUCAACUUUGGAACACCUGAGUUUUUAGCUCCUGAAGUCAUCAACUACGAGUUUGUGUCAUUCCCCACGGACAUGUGGAGUCUUGGAGUCAUCACCUAUAUGCUACUCAGCGGCUUGUCUCCGUUCCUGGGGGAUGAUGACAACGAGACGCUGAACAACAUCCUGGCCUGUGAGUGGAACUUUGAGGAAGAGGAGUUUAAAGACGUCUCUGAUGAAGCUAAAGACUUUAUCACACGUCUUCUGGUGAAAAGCAAGAGCUGGAGGAUGAGCGCAACAGAGUCCCUCAAACAUCCCUGGCUGUCAGACCGGAGUCUGCACUAUCAACUAAAUCGCAAGAAAACUAAGUGCCACUCCACGCAUGGUCCUCCUUCAGAGAGUAAGACAAAAACUAUGUGAGACCCUCGGCAUGCCUUUUGAUAAUGAAAGGAGCUGGAGCCCAACACUGGACCAAUGCUGCUGUACCUGUAUAUGAACUUGAUAACUACUCUCCUCCAUCCGUCUUCUGCUUAGCUCCAUAUCUUGCAGUUCUGACUCUGGAUAGUGUGAUGCACGGUAAUAAUAGACACUCCUAUUCUGUAGUGUCUGAAAACACUGAUGAUGAAGAACCCAAACUGUUGGACACAUAAAGGCCACGUGAUCUGUCUGCUUCCACAUAUAUCACAGAUCAGCUGUGUAUAGCAUCAAACCAUCAUUGUUAUUCAUCCACAGUUUGUCAUAUUGUCCUGUUUUCUUGCAUGCUUUGCACUUUCUUCAUUUAUUUUCUCUAAGAGUCAGAAAACAUUUUUAAACACAAUAUAGACUGAAUUCUCUUAUUUGAAUAAUAUAUUUUUGCGAUUUUUUUUCUUUUAAUUUACAAGUCUUAUAAAAACUAAAUGUUUUUUUCUUGAACAUAAGUUUAAGUAUAUUUAGAAUUUGAUUGAAUUUGAAAUCAUAGCUGAUUAAUUUAUUUUGUGUACAGCACAGCACUGCAUACCCUCACUUCCCCUUGAGGAGUGACAAAAUGUUAGUGAUCAGUGAACCAGUGAAUAUAUCUUGGUUUGUGCCAUCGUUCACCCUAAUUUUUAAGCCCGCUUCACCUUCUGUAUGCAUUUAUGCCACCACCUUGUCUUGCUUCGGCAGUUUGGAGUAGCCCUUUCACCUUCCAUGAAGGCAUAACGAACAACAGAAUACUACCUGUGAAUAAUAUAUAUAUAUAUUUUCAUGACUGAAGUGGAUUCUUAUGUUCAUUUAUUUACUGGUUCAACACCAGAAUGUACUUGAAGAGCUUUUGUUCAAUAAGUGAUUUUUUUCAAGGGAGAAGAGCAGGAUUUAAUGUAGUUAUGCACACAUGGUAAGUGCAUCUGUGCAGCUCAGUUUGAUGGAGAGCCAACAACAGAGCAGAGAAGACACCAGCCAUUGAUUUGUCAUCCCUAUCAAGGUGAUGAAAACUGAAUGUGAAUUCAACGCUCAGUUGUUUGCUUUUCCAUUUGGAAGCAGAAAAGCUCUGUGAAUUCAAUACUUGUGCAUUUGAAUUUAUUAUUUCUUUUUCAGGUUUUCUUGUGCAAUGAUGAGAGAUCAGUAAUUAUGAAAUAUUAAUAUGUUAAUAAAUAAC
Pelmatolapia mariae (spotted tilapia) is the source of this 3382-nucleotide messenger RNA. It is a transcript of the gene mylk4b, whose product is annotated as myosin light chain kinase family, member 4b. Gene Ontology annotation, biological process: protein phosphorylation. Lineage: Eukaryota; Metazoa; Chordata; Actinopteri; Cichliformes; Cichlidae. Gene Ontology annotation, molecular function: ATP binding; myosin light chain kinase activity. The record is from RefSeq and is a predicted model, not a curated record. The transcript has 13 exons. Bases 1 to 2187 code for a protein of 728 amino acids.